GCUCGUCUUUGCGGAAGUGACAGUACGGAAGAAGCGUGGCUGCUUCUUUAUCCCGACGGGUGCUGCGUGCUGAGCGGUUGACACCAUGCAGUCAGAUGAUGUUAUCUGGGAUACAUUAGGAAACAAACAGUUUUGUUCCUUCAAAAUAAGAACAAAGACUCAAGGCUUUUGCAGAAACGAAUAUAGCCUGACUGGACUGUGUAAUCGGUCGUCUUGUCCACUGGCUAAUAGUCAGUAUGCCACCAUCAAAGAGGAGAAAGGGCAGUGCUACUUGUACAUGAAGGUCAUAGAACGAGCGGCUUUUCCUAGGCGUCUCUGGGAACGGGUCCGGCUUAGUAAAAAUUAUGAAAAAGCACUGGAGCAAAUUGAUGAAAAUCUGAUUUACUGGCCUCGCUUCAUUCGACACAAAUGUAAGCAGAGAUUCACCAAGAUAACCCAGUACCUAAUUCGAAUUAGAAAACUUACACUAAAGCGACAGAGGAAACUUGUUCCCUUGAGUAAGAAGGUGGAACGCAGGGAGAAAAGAAGAGAGGAAAAGGCAUUAAUAGCUGCUCAGCUGGACAAUGCCAUUGAGAAGGAGCUGCUGGAGAGACUGAAACAAGACACGUAUGGUGACAUCUACAACUUCCCCAUUCACGCCUUCGACAAGGCUCUGGAACAACAGGAAGCACAGAGUGACUCUUCAGAUGCCGAGGAGGAGGAAGAGGGCGAGGAGGAGGAGGAAGAUGUGGGAAAAAGAGAAUUUGUGGAAGAUGAUGAAGCAGAUGAAAGUGACCUAAGUGAUUUUGAGGAUAUGGAUAAACUGGAGGCCACUGAUGAUGAAGAUCAGGAUGAGAAAUCAUCCAGUGAAGAGGAAGAACAGGCUCUUACUGCAAAGCACAAAGGAAAAACACCCUUGAAAGGAGUUUUGCGCCGAAAACGGGCCUACGUAGAGAUAGAGUAUGAGCAGGAGACAGAGUCCACAGCCAAGGUCAAAACGACGUGAUUGCUUUCUGCGUGUAAUCAGGACUGAGUGUGCUCAAGGUUUCUUUCCUUUUAUCUUAUAAACAACACCUCCCAUUUUUUGCUCUUUUGUAUAUUUCACACAGUAUUUGUGUUGUUAAUAUUUAUGCUACUUCACUGGGGCAACAAAUGUGGCAUGAAUGGAGGAAACUCAAGUGGAGGGUAUUUUUAUAGCCUGUGUGUUGAAUUGACAGCUUGAACCCAAGAAGCUUCACAGAUGAGUUCCUGAAGCUGGAAUGAAAUUGUGAGUGUAAAUAUUUCUAAAUUUUAAGCACUGAAUUCCUUGGUGUCCUUUUCUUUUUCCUCCUACCCUUUAUUUAGAAAUGGCAGGAUUUCACUUUUUUCUUGUUUACCUUUUCCUAUUCCUAUUAGGCUGAAAGGAACAAGAGAAGGAAAAAAGAAAUGCCAACUUAAAAUGUUUAAUAUCAAAAUACCUUUCUCCAUCACUCCAUUUGUACAGUAUGGGACAGAAAGAAGAAACUUUCCUUGGGAAAUAAUCUCAAACUCCAUGGUAGUGUGCACCUUCAGAGUCCUGCUGCACUCGCCUGAUGCAGCUCACCACUGUGCUAUCUGUACAGCUCAGGACAGUUCUGGCCAGGAGAUCCUGAAACAUGGAACCAAACAGGCACAAACUUUUUACAGAAUUGUGUUUCUCCCUUUUACCUUUAUUCUCUGUCUUAGUAUUCGAAGGAUUAAAAGGAUGACACUAGAGGAGAGCUUACAGUCAGAACACAUCAGAAAUCACACCUAGGGACCAGGGAUGUAGCUCAGCUGCACUGCACCUGCUUGGCAAGCAUGAGGUCCUGAGUUCGAUCCCCAGUACCCCUCCCCAAAAAAGCCAUACUAUCCCUAAGUAUUUUUAAGAUAUAAAUUUCUUUUCAUACAUUCAAUCUGUCAGUUAAAAAUCCCUACAUAGAGUAAGAAAUGAGACAACUAGUUCAUUACAUUCAUAUAUAUGUACACAUGGCUCUAAUAAGGUAUGGUCCAGAGAAGUUGACUUUUGUGGAACCAGUGGAGGAAUUCCCUUGUGGACAAAUAGGAAAUGGAAAAACAUCUACCUAAGAGAUGGUUCCUUCCUCAAAAAUGUUUCCAUUUCAGGUAUCUGAAUUACUCUUAAAUCACUACUAUUACUCUGUGGUGACUUAAAGCCCAUUCCCUUUUUCUUUUUUUUAAUUCACAACUUAAAUGUUACAAAAUCUGACCCUAACGCUUUUGCUUGUUUUCUCUUGUUCUGAGUUUUGAGUAACUAAAGAAAGAGUAAGUGGGUCAGAGGAUCAGUCUUAAGUACGACCUUAGCAUGUGCAACGCCCUGGGUUUGAUCUUGUACACCAAAAAAAAAAG
Messenger RNA from Fukomys damarensis (Damara mole-rat), 2343 nucleotides. RefSeq names its product MAK16 homolog (gene Mak16). The coding region runs from base 86 to 985 and encodes 299 amino acids. Gene Ontology annotation, biological process: maturation of 5.8S rRNA; maturation of LSU-rRNA. The record is from RefSeq and is a predicted model, not a curated record. The transcript has 10 exons. NCBI's taxonomy places the organism in Eukaryota, Metazoa, Chordata, Mammalia, Rodentia, Bathyergidae. Gene Ontology annotation, cellular component: nucleolus; preribosome, large subunit precursor.